Helianthus annuus (common sunflower) is the source of this 1398-nucleotide messenger RNA. RefSeq names its product 3-dehydroquinate synthase homolog. NCBI's taxonomy places the organism in Eukaryota, Viridiplantae, Streptophyta, Magnoliopsida, Asterales, Asteraceae. The coding region runs from base 43 to 1227 and encodes 394 amino acids. The record is from RefSeq and is a predicted model, not a curated record. Gene Ontology annotation, molecular function: oxidoreductase activity; 3-dehydroquinate synthase activity. Gene Ontology annotation, biological process: aromatic amino acid biosynthetic process. The transcript has 10 exons.
UUAUUCUUUAAAAUCAGUUGAAAUUGAAAUACAGGAACAGAAAUGGGUGCUGCUGCUCUAUCCCUUUCUCCUUCCUCUCCUCUUCCACCAUCAAAGCCAAAAAUUAACACUCGCAGAUCAAUCAAUUCGCGGUGUCCGAUUGUAACAAUGUCGACAAAUAAUAAGCAGAAGAAGAAGAAAGAGGUGUGGAUUUGGACGAACAACAAGCAGGUUAUGACAGCAGCUGUUGAAAGAGGCUGGAACACUUUCAUCUUCUCUUCUAUUCAUCGCCAGAUCGCCACUGAUUGGUCCUCCAUUGCAUUGAUAGCUCCACUGUUUGUUGAAGAGGCUAAAAUUGUUGAUGAGGCAGGUAAUUUGGUUGCCACGUUUUCCGAAAUAUCGUCCCCCCAACAGUUGGAGCAGCUUCAACCGGUGUAUGAGCGUGCAGAUAAUGUUAUCGUUGAUCUCUUGGAUUGGCAGGUGAUUCCUGCAGAGAACAUUGUUGCAGCGUUUCAUGGCCAUCACAAAACAGUCUUUGCAAUAUCAAAAAGUCUUUCUGAAGCUCAAAUUUUCUUGGAGGCAUUGGAGAAAGGUUUGGGAGGAGUAGUUUUGAAAACCGAGAAUGUUGAAGACGUCCUUGAGCUCAAGGGUUACUUCGACAGAAGAAAUCAAGAAGGUAGUCAACUGGAGUUGACCAAAGCUACUAUUACGAGUGUUGAAAUGACUGGAAUGGGUGAUAGAGUUUGUGUUGACCUUUGCAGCCUCAUGAAACCUGGUGAAGGUGUUUUGGUUGGAUCUUUUGCUAGAGGAUUGUUUCUUGUUCACUCAGAGUGCUUAGAGUCAAACUACAUCGCCAGCAGGCCUUUCCGAGUCAACGCAGGUCCCGUACAUGCCUAUGUGGCGAUUCCAGGCGGUAAAACUUGCUACCUUUCAGAGCUCAAGACAGGGAAAGAGAUCCUCGUAGUUGAUCAAAAUGGCAUACAACGAACAGCAAUAGUUGGACGCGUAAAGAUUGAGACCCGACCAUUAGUCAUUGUAACUGCUAAGGUUGAUUCAGACGAGGAAACUUGUUACAGCAUCCUUCUGCAGAAUGCUGAGACUGUUGGAUUCGUACCACCCAACAAAGGAAAUGAAGCUACGGCGAUUCCAGUGACGUCACUCAAAGUUGGUGAUCAAGUAUUGCUGAAAUUACAGGGUGGUGCCAGACAUACCGGUAUAGAGAUUCAGGAGUUCAUCAUCGAGAAAUGAAUUGAUUGACUUGUAUUUUGUAUUCUUGAUUUAUAAUCGUCUGGUUGUUUGUGACAGAUAAUUUUGUUGCAAAACACUGACGGGUCAAAACGGGUCAGGUAAAAAACGACAAAUAAUCUUGUGUAGUUAUUUUUGUUUUCGGAUAAAAUAAAAAAAAAUCUUUUCUUUCGA